ACCGCAUCGCGGGUACGAUAACAUCAAAAGCGCAAUUUUAAUGAAAACUGAACGAAAUCGAGAUGUUCUUUCCGCCCAAUGACAUCCGUUAACGUUAAUUGUAUUGAAAAAGUUACGAAUAAAAUAACUAAUUAUAUCAUUUACUUAUAAAUUUGACUGAAACGUCGAAAUAUGAACACGAAUAUACAAUAUACGAAUGCAACUUUGUACUUUGUAGGUCACUCGGUCCGAGUAAAGGGAUCAUGUAGUCGCCCUACUAAACGCAUAAUGUUGUAGUUGUGAUAUCACACAGACACAUUUUGUUUAGUGUUAUUUAUUUAUUGUAUCGUUUCUAAGAAGAAAAUCUCAUUUUUGUGUUUCAGUUUAAUCAAUGAACCGCGGCGCAGCACGUCCACGUGGUUUGGGUGGGGGAAACACUCAGAGCCUUGGAGAAGUUUCGCGAAGUUUCGUCACGACUUCAAAUAGUGCGGCAGCUCCGCCAGCCAGAUCAGAGACGAACACAGACGGCGCAGGACCUCUGGGAGAAGGGACUACUGGAAAGCUUUUUUAGCGAUUUAUUUCAGUUUUAGGUGAACCGAGCUCUACGCGACGAACGCAAGGACUAUACAUUCUCGUGUUGUUGUUUUAAAUUGAGGCAUUUGUGCUAAAACAAUCGAGUCUAAAUGGGGAAAAUGGGAAAGGAUUAUUACAGCGUUUUGGGGAUUCAGAAGGGUGCGUCCGAGGACGAGAUCAAGAAAGCGUAUCGCAAACAGGCGCUCAAAUACCAUCCGGAUAAAAACAAGUCGCCCGGCGCCGAGGAAAAGUUCAAGGAGAUCGCGGAGGCGUACGACGUGUUGAGUGACCCGAAAAAGAAGGACGUCUAUGACAAAUAUGGCGAAGAAGGACUCAAGGGAGGCAUUCCAGGAGGUGGAGGUGGCGGCGGGGGUGUUGGAGGAGGAAAUUUCAACUACACAUUCCAAGGCGAUCCUCACGAAAUUUUCGCAGAAUUUUUCGGAGGGCGAAACCCUUACCAGCAGUUCUUCGGUGGCAAUGGUGGCAUGGAUGAGGAAAUGGACACAGACGACCCUUUCGCUAGUUUCGGGAUGGGUGGCAUGGGUGGUUUUCCUCGGUCCUUUAACAAGCGUGGCCACGGCGGGAGGAUGGAGAAAAGGCAGGACCCUCCCGUGAUCCACGAUCUGAGGGUCAGUCUUGAGGAGGUCUUCAAUGGGUGCACAAAGAAGAUGAAGAUCUCACGCAAGCGCCUGAACCCGGACGGAAGGACGACUCGCACCGAGGAGAAGGUUCUCACGGUCGAAGUCAAGAAAGGCUGGAAGGAAGGAACCAAGGUUACUUUCCCGAAAGAAGGUGAUGAGACGCCAACAAAUAUACCUGCAGAUGUUAUUUUUGUGGUGAAGGAUAAACCACAUCCAGUGUACAGACGAGAUGGAUCAGACAUCAUUUAUCCCAAAAAAAUUACACUUAAACAGGCUCUGUGUGGCUGCACUGUUGAAGUUCAAACGUUUGAUGGUCGCAAGGUCCCCAUAACACCUAAGGACAUUGUUUUUCCUGGGAUGAAACAGCGUGUCACUGGGGAGGGUCUUCCCCUUCCAAAAUCCCCUGCUCGCCGUGGAGAUUUGAUUGUGGAAUAUGAGAUUAAGUUCCCUGAAAGGCUGAGUCAGAGUGCCAAGGACACUAUCACAGCAGUGUUGCCAGAGUCCUGAGCUCCGUGUACAACAAUACCACUUGAAAUUCUUUUUGUUGCUAUUCUGAGCCCUGAGCUGCUGACAUGAUUAUUUUGUUACAUACUGCCAACGAGAAACUAUCUGAACAAUACAGCCGGAUGAGGGUGGAUAUUUUUCUCUAUGUGUGUAAUGAACAUUUUGAACCUAUGUUUCUUAUGUGUCUGGACUGACAGGAAGUCUGGUCUUUGCAUUCCUUCUGUGGGCUGGUGUUUUUUGAACACUAUUCAACUGAGUUUACAGAGCAACUUUUCUUUGUUAUUUUUACUGAUUUUACUUUAAAGAAAGUUCCAAUGGAACAGUUUGGUUUCAUUUAAAGUGGUUUAUAAAUACUGAAUAGUGGUCACUGAUCGAUAGUGUUUGUUUAUUUUAAGUGGCGCUGGGUGCAUGUACUGCUUGGAUUCUUCUUGAUCUGAGUCUCUCUUGAUUCACAUGUGAAUCAGCACCUCGUUCAGACGCCGUGCGCACAGAGUCUCAAAAGCAGGAGGUCAUUUGCACUAGUGAGAAUGAGAUCUUUUUAAAUAAAAUAUUGCAACUAUUAAUACCAUGCUUCGUUUUGUUUGAAAGAGUUAAAUGGCUGUUGUGUGGUAUAUGUAGAUUAUUUCUUUAAAGUUUCUAAGAGUCUAUUAAUAUUGAAAAGCCUGAUAAGAUAUCAUUUUUGAACAGUUUGCAGGAUAUUUAAGCUGUUGCAGAUUUAACAAUGUUUAGGGAGUCUUGUUUGUAUUUAACCAGUGUAUUAUUUUGUUCAGAAAGCAACAUUUAUUUCUUACGGCCACUAGAUGGUAGUAAGGUUUAAUAAAUAAAACAUAUAAACCCAUUCACACUCAA
Molecule: messenger RNA, 2546 nt
Organism: Triplophysa dalaica
Lineage: Eukaryota; Metazoa; Chordata; Actinopteri; Cypriniformes; Nemacheilidae
Gene: dnajb1b
Product: DnaJ heat shock protein family (Hsp40) member B1b
Exons: 3
Coding region: 663-1700 (345 amino acids)
Cellular component (GO): cytosol
Molecular function (GO): Hsp70 protein binding; transcription corepressor activity
Source: RefSeq, a predicted model, not a curated record